AUGUCUCCCUUGCAGCUCUGUGUACUUCCUUCUCUGCCUCACUCCCUUCUUCCCCCUCCCCACUAUUUUCCUCCCCUCUCCCUUCCAUCUCUCCCCUCUCUCCCUAACUCUCAUCUCUUCCCUUUUUACUCUAUGCCUUACUCCUUUCUCUACCUUUUCUCCUCUCUGCAUUACUCCGAACUGUACGCUGUCCCCUCUCUGCCUUGCUCCUCUCUCUACCUGUUUCUCAUGGUGCCUUUCUCCAUUAUCUACCCUUUCCCCUCUGCCUUACUCCCCUCUCCACCCUUUUCCCUCUCUGCCUUACUCCCCUCUCCACCCUUUUCCCUCUCUGCCUUACUCGCUUCUCUACCCUUUCCCCUCUCUCCAUUACUCCUAUCUCUACCCUUUCCGUGCAUCUGCCUUACUCGCUUCUCUACCCUUUCCCCUCUCUCCAUUACUCCUAUCUCUACCGUUUCCGUGCAUCUGCCUUACUCGCUUCUCUACCCUUUCCCCUCUCUCCAUUACUCCUAUCUCUACCCUUUCCGUGCAUCUGCCUUACUCGCUUCUCUACCCUUUCCCCUCUCUCCAUUACUCCUAUCUCUACCCUUUCCGUGCAUCUGCCUUACUCGCUUCUCUACCCUUUCCCCUCUCUCCAUUACUCCUAUCUCUACCCUUUCCGUGCAUCUGCCUUACUCGCUUCUCUACCCUUUCCCCUCUCUCCAUUACUCGUAUCUCUACCCUUUCCGUGCAUCUGCCUUACUCGCUUCUCUACCCUUUCUGUGUCUCUGCCUCACUCACGCUCCCGUCUUUUCCGCUUUCCCAUAUGACGCCCUCUCCCGUGAGCAGAGCAGCAUGGGGG
This is a messenger RNA of Closterium sp. Naga37s-1, 838 nucleotides long. NCBI's taxonomy places the organism in Eukaryota, Viridiplantae, Streptophyta, Zygnematophyceae, Desmidiales, Closteriaceae. The record is from the annotation of a GenBank genome assembly.